Messenger RNA from Nilaparvata lugens (brown planthopper), 6525 nucleotides. RefSeq names its product WD repeat-containing protein 47. Bases 341 to 3010 code for a protein of 889 amino acids. NCBI's taxonomy places the organism in Eukaryota, Metazoa, Arthropoda, Insecta, Hemiptera, Delphacidae. The record is from RefSeq and is a predicted model, not a curated record. Gene Ontology annotation, molecular function: protein binding. The transcript has 8 exons.
GUUGAAUGAGAGUGUGUUUCAAAUACCCUUCAUGUUGUUGCCAAUGUGCGCGAAUUAUUGUGUUGAUGUCACAGACAGAAUAUUAUAAAUUUUAUGUUUUCUUCCUUGUGUGCUGUUGAAAAAUCUAUAUAUUUUUUUAAAAAAUAUGUUGAAAAAUAAUUUUUAUUUAAUCAGUGAUAGUGACUCACUCGAACAUAAUCACAAAGUUUGGUGGUUUUGUUCUACAGAAAAAAAAGGUUGAAAUGUAUGUGUGAACUUCCCUAAUUAACAGUUUAAUAUGAAAUGUAAAUAAUUGGCCAUUGGAAUUUCCUUAAAAAACAGACUGCGCGUGAGUCAGGCAAUGCCGUCGGCACACCUGACUCUACGUGAGGAGGACGUGGUGCGACUGGCGCUCGAGUUCCUGCACAAUAGAGAGCUGCACAUAUCGCAGCUGUCCCUCGAGCGGGAGACUGGCGUCAUCAAUGGUGCCUAUUCGGACGACAUCCUGUUCCUGCGGCAGCUGGUGCUCGACGGCCAGUGGGACGACGUGCUCGAGUUCAUCCAACCACUGGAGACCCUGGCCGCCUUCGACAUGCGGCGGUUCAAGUACACCGUGUUGCGACACAAGUACAUCGAGUUGUUGUGCAUCAAGUCUGAAGCCAACCUCAGUGGAGGGGGUGUCGAUAGUGCUGUCGAAGAAGUUGUCAAAGUGUUAGGGGAGCUGGAAAAAGUGGCACCCACCAAAGAAGACUACUCUAACUUCUGUCUGCUGCUGACCCUCCCCCGCCUUACCGACCACCUCCACUACAAGGACUGGAACCCGAGCAAUGCCCGCGUCCAGUGUUUCCGCGAUGUUUUCCCUCUAGUCGAAAAGUUCCUACCUGGAGACCGCAAGACGGACAAGGGUGUCACCAUACCCAUCAACCACACAGCCAAAAACGAUCGGCUCGUUCAGCUCAUCAUCAAGGGCGUUCUGUAUGAGUCGUGUGUCAACUACUGUCAAGCCAAAGCGACCGGUUCCAAAGAAUCACACAACACUGAAAUGAAUUUUUCGCGUCUGCUGGAUGGGUCGGCGGGGUUCAGUGAUUCGGAUUUAAGUUUACUAUCGUGGUUGCAGAGCAUACCUCCCGAUACGUUCAGUGUGCCGUUCGAGCAGCGGACGCUGAACGUGGAUGUGGAGAGGCUGGAGAGACCCAGUCUGGAGACAUCGUGGACCGAGCAUAUGCUGGUGACUCCUAUCAAACCAAAGACAUUCCCUCACUCGGCAAUGCCGUUCACGAGACCGCGAUCAGCAGCUGAUAUAAUGUCGAGAUCGUUGUUGCCCACACUGGAAGGCAGUUCGUCGGCGCGUGUGUCGAAAGCCGCGCUGAUGGCAUUGUCCACCGGCGAUAUUCUACCAGAUUCGGUCAUGUCUCGGUCAUCGUUCGCUAGUUUCCAUCUUACGGGACACAAAAGUAACAAACUGAUGAAUACGUCGGUGGAUAGGUUGUUUGAUAACGAUAACGAUGUGUUUCUGAGCAGCAGUUUCACUGAGUUUCAACUUCCCUCAAUUUCGGAAACACCGCCGACUAAUGACAACCGGCCCAAAACACCUGACAAAAAACCUCCUCCUGUAGCUCACUCCACCCCUGUCGCUGCACCCCUGCCCUCGAACGCCUCCACCCCCGAACAUCGGUCGGCCUCGGCGUCAAAUUCGACAACGGCCCGUUCGUCGCGACGCGAUUCACUAUCGGAAAAGACGUCGGUUGUUUCGGCGUGUCCCACUCUGCUGCUCACUGAUAACAGCUUUGAUGGCGAUCUGCUGAAGGAGUACCAGCGCCACAAGCAGCGGUUCAACGACAGUGCCGGUACAGACGACACCCACAGUGUGAGAGGUGUGCAAAUGGCUGUGAAGGCGGAUGCUCCAAGGCAUGCACUCACCAACGGAUCGGCACCACCCAUUGCUCCAGCAGUCGACACCUCACACUACGACACUGUCAAGGUUGGCGGCGGGGGUCCAGUGGGAGGGGGGCUGAAUGGGAGCGUGGGGGGUGGAGCCGGUCGACCCAGGUUCCUGGCGGUCACCAGUCUGGAGGAUGUACAGGCGGUGCGUUGCGCCGAGUUCCACCCGACUGGACCCUACUAUGCAGUUGGAUCCAACUCAAAAACACUGCGCAUUUGCGCUUACCCUAAACUUACCGACCUCAGAGAGGAGCACACAACAGUGCAGCCGACGGUGCUGUCGAAGCGCACGCGACACCACAAGGGCUCGAUCUAUUGCAUGGCAUGGACGCCGGUCGGCGACCUGAUGGCGACUGGCAGCAACGACAAGACAGUCAAGCUGAUGCGGUUCAACGCGGAGACGGCGACGCUGGAGGGCGCUGAGACGGAGCUCACCAUGCACGACGGCACAGUGCGCGACGUCUGCUUCCUCGAGGACACCUCCAACAAGUCGAGUCUGCUCAUCAGUGGCGGCGCUGGCGACUGCAAGAUCUAUGUUACCGACUGUGCCACCGGCCAACCCUACCAGGCCCUCUCUGGACAUUCCGGGCAUGUAUUAACGCUGUAUAACUGGGGAGGCGCCAUGUUCGUGAGUGGAUCGCAGGAUCGGACGAUUCGCUUCUGGGACCUGCGGGCGAGGGGCUGCAUCAACGUCGUCACACCGCUCACAUCCCCCGCCACAAGGGGCUCGCCAGUGGCAGCAGUGUGCGUGGAGCCAUCCGGCCGUCUGCUGGUGUCAGGCCACGAGGACGCCAGCUGUGUGCUGUUCGAUGUGCGAGGCGGCCGCACUCUGCAGACGUUCAAGCCGCAUACGGCCGACGUCCGCUCCAUCCGCUUCUCACCCAGCGCAUACUACCUGCUCACCGCUGGCUACGACAAUCGACUUGUGCUCACUGAUCUACAAGGAGAUCUGACAACACCGCUACCAAGCGUGGUGGUAGCCCAACACCAGGACAAGGUGAUCUCGGGCCGCUGGCAUCCGGUCGACUUUUCCUUCCUGAGCACCAGCGCAGACAGGACGGCCACACUCUGGGCCCUGCCGCCUGUCUAAACUCAUCACCACAUCACCACAGGAUCAACCGAGAGAGGAACGAAUAGGCUGUUCAGAGUAAACCAAUUUCAAGGUCAUCCUAGCCUCAUCAAUGAAUGUUUGUAGUUGAACCAAAUAUUGAGGCAACAUUAUCAAUAGAAUGUUUGAGGCCUGUAUAAACAUUUAUUUUCUUCUGGUAAAGAAAUUUAUUACAUUGCACAUUUAGAGCCGCUUGCGCAGUGAGAGAUUUAACUGAAUUAAAUCAGUUGGUGGUUUAAUCUGAAAAUGGAACACGUUAUAACAAGCGAGACAUAAUAUGGACUUGAUCCAGUUUCAACUGAGAAUCCGUUUAAAUUGAUAGUGUGCAAACCACACAUGCACUUAGGUUCAGUUGCACAAAAGCAUGUUGAAUUUUAACCGUGAUUAAAUGCCACGAGAAUCAAUAUUGCAGAAGCCUGUUUUUAAAAGAAACCUUUAAAAAAAGACAUCUCUGAUUGGUACUCGUGGCAUUUAAUCAUUUUUAUUUAACAUGCUUUUCUGUAAACGAGCCAUAGUGUGUAAGUUAUCUACUUUUCCUAAAUCACAGUACGGUACUCCUUUGCUUUAUAAAACAGAAAAUGAGUCAAUGUAUUAGACUAUUGAGUCGAUUAUGUGGCUCAUCGUUUGCUUCACAUUUAGAGAGCGCUUAGUGUGAUCCUUGGCUCAAUAUUAUAACAUUUUCAAAUUCCUAUAAAACAUGUCUCUGGUCUAAAAUUAUAAAUUCAAUUUUUCAUAUCAGUCUAAAUUGUUUUUGUGGACAGUGAUUAGAAAAUCAAUAAAUCUCAAAAAAUUCUCAUAAAAUAAUUUUUUCAAACAUUAAAUCACCAUUAAAUUGUUGUGAUAUGUGAAUAGAAGGCUGCCCACCAUAGCCGAUUCCAAUUUAUUGCCGUUUUCGUAGACAGCCUUAAGAAUGAUUCAAUGCUCUCUCUAUUGUCUGUGGGCUCUACCCAAAAAUGUGUUAUUUUAUGAUUAGGCAAGACGUUUGUUACACAGCAUGAUAAGAAUUUAAUGUAGAUAUGGAAUAAUUAUUUGACAUCUAAUAAGCUGCUAAUAGUAUUAUUUGUAUUCGACUAAAUUGAUGGUAAUAUCUAAUUAUUAUAUUUUAAUGUUGAAUCACAAUCAAAUGACGAUCAUGUAUUAUACUUUAUUGAUGAUUGAAGUAUUGUUUAUUAAAUAUAUCGAUCAAUAACUAAUUCAAAAUUAUGAUAAAAUUAAUUCAACAUAGCGUUUUUAUUAAUAAUGAUGAUGAUUAUUGCAGACUCUGAGAGAAAGUCAGUUUCUGUCUUGUUAUUGAUUGUCAAGAUGAUAUUGAUUGCCAAGAUAUAUUUGUGAAAUUUCAUUAAUUUUUGUAAAUUUUUGAAAUUAAAAAUUAAUUUAAUCUGAUAUACGCGUAAUUCACUGCUCAGAGUAGUCUAACUAUAUAUAUUUUUUAAUUCAUUUGAAAUUAUCCUGUGAAAUUGUUAUUAUAAUAUAUUUUAGUAAUAUUUCUUUGAAUGAAUUUUCGUUUAAUAUGACACAAAUUUGUUACGGUGUCUUAUAUUGAAAUGAUAAUUGUAAACAUCUUGGUCCAUCGUUUGAAGAUAUUACAAGAUUGUUAUUACAUUACUAUGACGUAAAAAAUAGAAUAGUAUUGUUUAUAAUCAUUUUUUUCAAAAUACCAUUAAAAUGUAAUUAGUUAACAUCUGAACCAAUAUUACUAAUUAAUCAUUGAUAGUUUUUGCUUACUGGUAUACUUCUUAUUUCUGUAUUUGGAAUUGUAUUGUUUUUCAUUUCCUCUUACUAAGUUGUUUCCUGUUAGUCUUCUAGUUAUGUUAUUCAGCAUCGAAUUUUCUUCUCUUCGUAAUAUUAUUUUUCUCACUUUUUUAGACAGUUUUAUAUUGUCAAAUCUACUUUAGUAUUAUUCCUGAAAAUUGUGUCAAUUCAAUUUUUCGUUAAUUCAUUACAACGACUUUACUAUUAAUUUUGAAGAACUGUAUAUUGGUUAUUUCCCCAUUCACUGUACAUUUUGUCACAGUAUUUUUUAGGAAUUUUGUGAGAACAUUUUUUUUACCUUUUUCGUUACAUACAUUGAUUUUUUUGUGCAAUUGUACUCGUUGAGAAGCUCUCUUUUUCUUUUUACAGCGAACCUUUAUGAAACGAUACCAAAAAUUUAGUUGUAGUAUGUUUAUAUAGUUAGUUUUGUAAAUUGAAUCAAUCGAGCUUUUCCCUCAUCAUCAAAACUUGUGGAUGUACUCUUUACAAGGCUGAAGUUGGGAUCAACAAGGUUCUCAUUUUUACACUUUUUAUAUGAAAUGCAAUCUAAAAUAUUCCAUUGUCCUAUUUUACAAACCGGGUGCAAUAUUUUUUUGGCAAGAAUUUCUUUUUGGGGAAAAAUUCUGUUUUGAAAUCAUAUUAUUAGUCCUAUAAGUGACCAAUUUGUUGUAUUCAACAGUUUUUCAUAAAUAUUCACUAGUAACUAAGUGACUGAGCAAUGUUUCACUAGUAACUAGUUUACUGAAUUUAUCAAAUUUCAAAUCAGUUGAAAGUUCAAUAUGCUUCCUUUUCUAAUCGGUUUUUCAAAGUUAUAAGACCAAGGUACAAAAUCGCCUAAAUAGAUCAAAAGUAUCCUGAUGAAUUGAAUUUCAGUUUCUUCUGAAUUGAAUUUUGUUUUCGAGAUGUAUUAACUUUGACAGCUAUAAUUUAAUAUUUUGCGAGAAUUUGUUUUUUUUUGUUGAAUAAAAACUACAUUUACAUUGAUAACAUUAUUUGUUAAUAAGAUAGUUAAUAAUGUUUCAAAAUAGUCAUCUAAUGCAUGAAUAAAUAUGCAAUUAACAUGGAUUUAUUCAUAAAUAACAAAUCGUUGAUACAAUUUUUUAUACUCCUAUACAUUUGGAUUAUAAUUCUUAAUAAUUUGAAAAUACGAUUAAAAUAUUUUCUACUAUAAUACAAUAGUAUAAUAUUGUUUUUGCCUCUAUAGAUUUUUCAUAUAUUAUGAUAAAAUAAUAAUGUGUUGCAUCUGAUUUAUAAUUAUAAAAUAAAAUAGCAUCAACUUUCCAAAUGUGUACCAUAUUGUUGAUGAAAAUUCCCAUUCGCAUUUCCAUAAUUGGGACGUUGACGAUCAUAAUCAGAUGCAUUAAUAUAAAGCUAUUUUUGUAAGAAAACACCAUUAAUAUAAUAAUAAUCACUCAAACACCUCAUCAUGCUAUCUAUUGAAAUAUUAUCAAUUGUAACAAUGCAUAACGUAUAUUUUUUCAAUAUCUGUAUUACUUAAUAAUAUUAAAGAAAUGUUUAUUCAUGUCUGUUAUGUUACUGUUAUUGUUGGCGUAUUCAAUGUAAACAUGUAUUCUUAGCAUGUACCUGAGGAAACUAUUAAGUUUGAAAUUGAAGUUUAACAAACAAACCGCUGUAAUAUUUUAUCUCAAUAGAUGAUUAUAUGUAUUAUGGCUUGUAUAGUGAUUGUUUUAUAAAAUAUGAAUAAUUUAAUAAUAUCUAAAGUAAAAAUAACUUUGACAACUUAA